Molecule: messenger RNA, 1929 nt
Organism: Ostrea edulis (European flat oyster)
Lineage: Eukaryota; Metazoa; Mollusca; Bivalvia; Ostreida; Ostreidae
Product: alpha-ketoglutarate-dependent dioxygenase alkB homolog 6-like
Exons: 6
Coding region: 688-1422 (244 amino acids)
Source: RefSeq, a predicted model, not a curated record
UGACAAGAACUAAUGGAGUCACGUCCACUGUCACACCAGCUUAAGGUAGCUCACUACACUAAAGCUAAUACUCUGUAUAACACUACGUCACAAGAUGGCGAAAAAUGCUUUGUGGAAUUAUUUGUAUCGAUUGAUUUGUUCGUAGCUCAGUGGUUAAAUCAUUGGGCUGAUGAACUGCAAAUCUCGAAUUCAAAUCCGCCAGAAUCUUUAAAGUUGUUCAUAUGUGUUGAAAUAAAUUUUUGAAAAUCAUGUUUUUAUCCAAAUUUGCAUAUUUUCUGCCUUUUUGACAUAUAUCAUCAUGUCUUUUAUGAUUAAAUCAAUUCGUACUGAUUUGAGAAACUAUUUCAGGGUAUAGUGAGCCACCUUAAAGUUUAUUACUUCAAAGUUUCUUAUUUUUGUAGACAACACUCAUUAAAACUUUUAGCAUAGUAAUACCACAAUCAUAAUAGCUAAAUUAUUCAUGAUCACCUACAUUUCACAGUUUAUUGACUUGGUUAAAGACUUAAACCUAAUUAUAAAUUUGUCUUUUUUCCAGGUCUAGUCUUUGUACCUGAAUAGUUUGAUAAAUUUCCAACCAUUCCUAUCCUGGUUCCUCAAUUUUCCCCUUUACCAUAACCUACAUAAUGAACUUUGAAUAUUGUUGCGGUCCAGUAAUUUUUGCAGCCAGUAGGAGACUGAUGUGUUGCCAUGCAAUACUCUCAGAAUGCUUGUUUGAUUGAAAUUUUUAGGAAUGAAAUUUCACUUUUGAAGGCACCACCAAAUAUUUAUUAUAUACCAAACUUCAUAACCGAGGAAGAGGAACAGUACCUACUACAUCAGGUUAAUUCUGCACCAAAGCCAAAAUGGACACAACUUUCCAACAGAAGAUUACAGAAUUGGGGUGGCUUGCCUCAUCCAAAGGGUAUGGUGGCCGAAGAAAUACCACAGUGGCUGAAAAUUUACACAGAAAAAGUAGCAGCCUUGGGGUUAUUUGGUGACAAAAUGCCGAACCAUAUCCUAGUCAAUGAGUACCUGGCUGGACAAGGAAUUAUGCCACAUGAGGAUGGUCCUCUCUUUUUCCCAGUCGUCUCCACAAUAAGUCUGGGGUCCCAUACAGUGCUAGAGUUUUAUCGCCCACUUAAUGCAAAGAAUGAGUACAGGGAGGAUGUGCCUGAACAAACUUCCUUUGACGACCGUUUUGUGACCUCCAUUUUGCUGGAACCAAGAAGUCUUGUGUUUGUGUGUGAUGAUAUGUAUAAAACUUAUUUACAUGGAAUAAGUGAACGGACUUUUGACACAAUCACAGAAUCCAUAGCCAACAUUGAAUUGUGUGAGAUGGCCAAAUCAGUGAAUGACAAAUUAACAAGGACUUCCAGAGUGUCAUUAACUAUUAGACAUGUUCCAAAAGUGUUGAAAGCUAAGAUCAUGUUUGGUAAAAAGUAAAAUUUCCUCUUUUAUUACUUCAUUUUCAUUGAGGGUUUCAAGUUAUUUAGAUUAUGUUUGCCCAUCCACUUUUCAAUGACAUUCUGUAAUGUUUUCACAUUUCAACUUAUUCCUUAGAGUUAUUGGGCCAUUUGUGCCAGUUUUCAGUGCUCAAGAAAUCUUGGAUGCAGGGGCCUUCAAGUUUGCUCAAAAUGAAGGUACAAACCAUAUCUCCUGAGAUGCAAGAAUAAGUAGCGAAAAUAUGGUGAGAUAUUGAUUUGAAACUUUACUGAUGACAAGUCUAGAAUUUGAUAUACAUGCAACAAGUGAAGAUUGGGCAAUGUCAGGAUCUGAUUCUGGACUUUAUCUCGAGCUAGUUGACAACUGUUCAUGUCAAUGAAGCAUCCUCAUAGAGUGUAGAUCAUUUGCUUAUGGAACUUGGGUCACCUGUGUAAAGUUUUAUAUAGAAACAGGAAAAAAUGAUAUAAACGUCUACUUGAAUCUGAUUAAAACAUUUUUGUUAUGCAA